GCAGCGGGAAGAACACGUCGCAGCACUAUAUUUUAGUUGUAAUUAUUGUAUCAAAAUUUAAAUUGAAAUUCUUACAAUAUUAAAAUGAAGAUCCUGCUGGCUUUAAUGCUGCUCCAGAGGUUAUUUCACAGCUACGCACAAGAGACCUUCGGAUAUUGUACAACUCCCACUGAUCAAAGUGGAACCUGCAUUAAUCUCAGGGAUUGCACAUAUCUGUUCGAAUUGGUGCAAAAGAAAACGUUGUCGUCAUCCGACCGCAGCCUCCUUCAAAAUAGCCAAUGCGGCUAUCGCAAUGGCCAGGUGCUGAUUUGCUGUGCCAACAGUCGCCGACUAAGCCAGCAACCCAUAUGGGGUCAAACCCAGCCACAACCCAAACCCCAACCACAGCCCCAGCCCCAGCCCAGACCGCAACCGACCAUGCCUACUAGACGCUCCGGGCUGCUGCCCCAGGUACCCAACUGCGGCGACAACUUUUCCGAUCGGGUGGUGGGGGGUGUGAAUACUAAUAUAAAUGAAUAUACCUGGUUGGCUCUCAUUGAGUAUACGAAAUCCAAUAACGAUAUUGGACACCAUUGUGGGGGCUCGCUGAUCAACAACCGUUAUGUGCUAACGGCGGCACAUUGCGUAUCCGCCAUACCCAGCGAUUGGCGGCUGACGGGCGUCCGCCUGGGCGAUUGGGACACUACAUCCAAUCCAGACUGUAUCACUGGGCGAAAUGGCAAAAGGGAUUGCAAUGACCCGUAUGUGGAUGUGGCUGUAUCAGAGAAGAUACCGCAUCCUCAGUACCCAGGAAAUUCGCGCGAUCAAUUGAAUGACAUUGCGUUGCUGCGUUUAAGUCGGGAAGUUGCCUUUACGAACUUCAUUUCACCUGUUUGUCUGCCGAUACUGCCGGAGCAACGGAAUACCGUAUUCCUGGGACGUAAAAUGUUUGUUGCAGGCUGGGGCCGCACCGAAACGAAUAGUACAUCGAAUAUUAAACUUAAAGCUGAACUGCAACCUGUGCCUACAGAAGACUGCAAUCGCCGCUAUCAGACCCAGCGACGCACUCUGACAUCGAGCCAAAUGUGCGCUGGUGGAGUGGAGGGCAUUGAUUCCUGCCGAGGUGACUCCGGUGGACCAUUGGUCAUGGAGGAGUCCGUCAAUGGUUACAGCAAUUUUUAUCUAACUGGCGUUGUCUCCUACGGACCCACACCUUGCGGCCUUGCCGGCUGGCCUGGCGUAUACACACUUGUAUCCGCAUACAUUGAUUGGAUUGAGGCCACGAUAAGAGCAUAAAAUUACAUAGCAAUAGACAAUUCAUGCGUUCAUAUAUUAGAUGUUCAAAAAUUGUGGAUUAUUAAACUAUUCGUAUACAUCAACACUUUGACAUUAAUAUAUAAAUUAAAAACAAAAACAGACUC
Messenger RNA from Drosophila hydei, 1400 nucleotides. It is a transcript of the gene MP1, whose product is annotated as melanization protease 1. Lineage: Eukaryota; Metazoa; Arthropoda; Insecta; Diptera; Drosophilidae. Gene Ontology annotation, biological process: proteolysis. The record is from RefSeq and is a predicted model, not a curated record. Gene Ontology annotation, molecular function: serine-type endopeptidase activity. The transcript has 5 exons. Bases 85 to 1275 code for a protein of 396 amino acids.